Messenger RNA from Cynocephalus volans (Philippine flying lemur), 316 nucleotides. RefSeq names its product histone H4. Bases 4 to 315 code for a protein of 103 amino acids. The transcript has a single exon. Gene Ontology annotation, biological process: nucleosome assembly. NCBI's taxonomy places the organism in Eukaryota, Metazoa, Chordata, Mammalia, Dermoptera, Cynocephalidae. Gene Ontology annotation, molecular function: protein heterodimerization activity; DNA binding; structural constituent of chromatin. Gene Ontology annotation, cellular component: nucleosome. The record is from RefSeq and is a predicted model, not a curated record.
GCCAUGUCUGGCCGUGGGAAAGGUGGAAAGGGCUUAGGAAAGGGAGGCGCUAAGCGCCACCGCAAGGUUCUGCGCGACAACAUCCAGGGCAUCACCAAGCCCGCCAUCCGGCGUUUGGCCCGCCGCGGCGGUGUCAAGCGCAUUUCCGGUCUCAUCUACGAGGAGACCCGCGGGGUCCUCAAGGUGUUCCUGGAGAACGUGAUCCGUGACGCCGUCACCUACACGGAGCACGCCAAGCGCAAGACUGUCACCGCCAUGGACGUGGUCUACGCGCUCAAGCGCCAGGGUCGCACCCUCUACGGCUUCGGUGGCUAAG